AUGGGCUGUGGAAUGUCAACUGAAUAUCGAGAAGACGAAAAAGAUCCCCUGAUCUUCCGCGGCCCUCAAUACGGAUCCACGUGGCAGCACCAGUCCAUGUACCAGCCCAUAUAUAAGCCAGAAUCCCAGCCCAUCAUCCCCAUCCAAGAAACAGACAGCACAUACAAAGUGACGCUAUCUACCUACUGUAGUGCCUGUCGCCUCAAGGCUCAAGGAACCAAAUGCUCCGACCAAUCCAAAAAAGCAUGGAUGCUUGAACGGCUAGUUUCCGUAUCGCCGACUGCCCUACAGCAAGCGGUAGAUAUCCAAGUAUAUGGGAUGAAGGAGUUGCAGAAAUACCUUAAGUACAAUUCGAACAACAAUCCGCGUGUUCAGCUACGAGGUGAUUUCUGCGCUUACUCUGGAGAUCCACAAGGACAUUCAGGGCCGGAGAAGUACGUUGAAGCCGUAGUGCAAGAGGCCUUGGAAGAUGAGGAAGAUCGGUCGUUGAGUCCGUGCCGGUUGCCUAGGGUAGCUUCAAAACCGACCCCCGACUACCGGAUGUCAAAGAAACCCAUGUGCCGCUUCCAGUCGGAAUCAAGUCGGAGCGGUUGA
This is a messenger RNA of Neurospora hispaniola, 594 nucleotides long. RefSeq lists its product as uncharacterized. Lineage: Eukaryota; Fungi; Ascomycota; Sordariomycetes; Sordariales; Sordariaceae. The transcript is spliced from 3 exons. The record is from RefSeq and is a predicted model, not a curated record. The coding region runs from base 1 to 594 and encodes 197 amino acids.